GUAUAUGAAUGAAUAUUAAUAUGAUUAUUAGUGAAAGGCAUGUGACAUUUUUGUGACUUAAAAAAUAUGGGGUUCAAGUAUUUUCUAACCGUGAUGUGCUUAUGGGCUUUGUUCAAAUCCAUGGCUUUUGCAACUUCUGAUGAUGGGUUAAUGAGAGUUAGUCUAAAAAGAAAGACUUUAAACAUUAACACUCUUAAUUCUGCAUGGAUUAAGGAGGUUGUUAAGGGUAUUAAUGAUAAUAAUUAUUUAACAACAGAUAUAGUUUAUCUAAAGAAUUAUCUUGAUGCACAAUAUUUUGGUGAAAUUGGUAUUGGUUCACCUCCACAAAUCUUCAAAGUGGUGUUUGAUACUGGAAGCUCUAAUCUUUGGGUCCCAUCUGCCAAAUGCAGAUUGUCUAUUGCUUGUUACAUUCAUUCCAAGUAUAGGUCCAAGUUAUCUAGCACAUACACAAAAAUAGGAACAUCGUGCAAAAUCCCUUUUGGCCGCGGACACAUUCCUGGCUUCUUCAGUCAAGAUAAUUUAAAAGUUGGGAAUAUUAUCAUCAGAGAUCAGGAGUUUACUGAGAUUACAAAGGAAGGAUCAUUGGAAUUUUUAGCAAUGCAUUUUGAUGGGAUACUUGGACUUGGAUUUCAAGAUAUUUCAGUUGGACAAGUCACACCAGUGUGGUAUAAUAUGAUUGAACAAGGGCACAUGACUCAAAAGGUUUUCUCUCUUUGGCUAAACCAAAAUCCAACUUCAAAUAUAGGUGGUGAAAUUGUUUUUGGUGGUAUUGAUUGGAGACACUUUAGGGGUGAGCAUACUUAUGUUCCAGUUACUCAAAAGGGAUAUUGGCAGAUUGAUGUUGAAGACAUUAUACUUGCAACCAAUUCAACAGGGCUAUGUGAAGGUGGUUGUGCUGCUAUUAUUGACUCAGGAACAUCUUUAAUUGCUGGUCCAACAAGUGUUGUGGCUCAAAUUAACCAUGCCAUUGGAGCAGAAGGAUAUGUGAGUUAUGAAUGUAAAAACAUCAUCCAUAGCUAUGGUGAUUUGAUAUGGGAAUUCAUAACUAAUGGGUUAAGACCUGAAAUUAUAUGUGUUGACAUUGGACUCUGCUCACGUAAUGGAACACAUGGAAUAAAUGAUGGUAUUGAAACAGUGGUAGACAAUGAAAGUUGGGAUGAGACACAAAGUAGAGAGAGUCCCUUGUGUACUUUAUGUGAUAUGAUUGUGUUUUGGAUUCGAGUUCAGCUUAAGCAAAGGAAUACCAGAGAAAGAAUAUUAAAAUAUAUUGAUGAGUUAUGUGAGAAGCUUCCUAAUCCAGUGGGACAAUCAUUUAUAAACUGCGAUAAUAUUCCGACCAUGCCGGAAAUUAUAUUUAAGAUUGGAAACAGAUCAUUUCCUCUAUCUCCAGAACAGUAUAUCCUAAGAGUUGAAGAUGGCUGUACAAGUGUAUGUUAUGGAGGUUUUGUUGCUAUAGAUGUGCCUCCACCACAGGGUCCUCUAUGGGUUCUUGGAGAUAUAUUUCUAGGGGCAUACCAUACAGUUUUUGAUUCUGAAAAUCUUCGUGUAGGAUUUGCUGAAGCUGUUUAAUCAUGGUUUAGUGUUAAGUUUUUUAUGUAUUUAUUUGUUAUUAAGAGUAAAAAAAUUGAAUUAAUAGCAGAUAAGGCAAGUAAUUAAUAGCCAACCAUAGUUAAGAAAAUUUGAGGAAAAAAAAAGAAUUGCACCAGCCGGGAAUCGAACCCGGGUCUGUACCGUGGCAGGGUACUAUUCUACCACUAGACCACUGGUGCUAUUGUGUUAAAAAUUGCAUUUGUUGUUUAUUUGACAUAGAAUCUAUUUUUUAUGUUGCCAA
Messenger RNA from Trifolium pratense (red clover), 1831 nucleotides. RefSeq names its product cyprosin-like. Lineage: Eukaryota; Viridiplantae; Streptophyta; Magnoliopsida; Fabales; Fabaceae. The coding region runs from base 67 to 1569 and encodes 500 amino acids. Gene Ontology annotation, molecular function: aspartic-type endopeptidase activity. Gene Ontology annotation, biological process: proteolysis; lipid metabolic process. The record is from RefSeq and is a predicted model, not a curated record. The transcript has 13 exons.